Sycon ciliatum is the source of this 1765-nucleotide messenger RNA. RefSeq names its product tigger transposable element-derived protein 4-like. The transcript has a single exon. The record is from RefSeq and is a predicted model, not a curated record. Lineage: Eukaryota; Metazoa; Porifera; Calcarea; Leucosolenida; Sycettidae. Gene Ontology annotation, cellular component: nucleus. Bases 1 to 1581 code for a protein of 526 amino acids. Gene Ontology annotation, molecular function: DNA binding.
AUGGCUGAACAAUCUCUCAAGCGCAAGCGCUUCUCCUUCGCAGAGAAGUACUCGAUGAUUCAGGACGUUGACAAGGGUAUCAAGCGAAUCUUCGUGCAAGAGAAAUACGGAGUGUCCCAUGGCACGCUCGCUGGAUUCCUAAAGGAUAGAGAAAGGAUCGAGGAUAAUGUAAAAAGUCCUACGAAGUUGGAGGCGAGAGCUAACCGGCAGUCUCGAUACCACGAAGUUGACACAGCGCUCCUUGAAUGGUUCAGGAACAUUCGCAGCACUCGAACUGAUACUGUGGUCACUGGACUGGAUCUCUUGGCGAAGGCCACCACUUUGGCGAAGAAGCUGUCGGAAAACCAUAUCGAAGGAUACGACAACUUUAGCUUGGAUUUGAACUGGAUUGAGCGAUGGAAGAAACGACAUGGCGUGUCCUGCAAGCAGAUCGUGGGAGAGAGCGCGUCUGCAGACCACGCCAGUGCAAAAACAUGGCUCGACACACAGCUCGACCCCAUCCGGCAAGAUUACGAUGACAAGGACAUCUUUAAUGCAGAUGAGACUGGGCUGUUUUGGAAAAUGAGUCCAGAGAAGACGCUGGCAUUCAAAGGAGAGACAUGCAAAGGAGGGAAGCAUGCCAAGGAUCGCGUUACAGUGUUGGUAGCAACAAGUGCGGACGGCGAAAAGCUGCCUCUGUACGUUAUUGGGAAGAGUAAGCGCCCACAUUGCUUCCGUGGAGUGCUUAACAUCCCAGUUGAGUAUGAAGCUAACAAAAAGGCGUGGAUGACCGGACAGUUGUUUGAGCAGUGGUGUAACAGACUCAACAACAGGAUGGUCCGCGAGGGAAGAAGGAUAGCCUUGAUCCUGGACAACUUUGCUGGUCAUCCACACCUGGAUCUAUCGAACAUAAGCAUCUUCUUCCUGCCUCCAAACACCACUUCCAUGACCCAGCCGAUGGACGCAGGUAUCAUCAAAAACCUGAAGCACCAUUACCGGCGGCUGCUUGUGAAGCGAAGAAUCAGCUGCAUCGACAGUGACCAGGAAUGCAAGAUCACCCUCCUGGAUGCCGUGCAAUGGCUGAAGACCUCUUGGCAACAGGUCACAUCCGACACUGUCAAGAACUGUUAUAGACAUGUUGGAUUUCAGCCCAAAACAGCAGCAGCAGCAGCAACACCAAGCGAAGAUCUUCCGCCUGAUGAGACCGAACAAGAAGAUGCGUCACUUUGGUCUGCUGUUUGUGAAGCUGGGUUGGCAGAGGAAGGCACGUCCUUCGAUGAGUUUGUCAACAUUGAUGAAAGUGUCGCAACAGGAGCGACUGGCGGCCUCACUGAUAUCGAGUUGCUUGCCGAUGUCCUUGAUACGACGGACUCUGCAGAGAUCAUCAGCAGCGACAGUGAAGAGGAGGAUGAAGACACAUCUACAGUACCCAAAUACAAUGAUGUCAUUGUGUCGCUCGAUACAACGUUGAAGUAUCUGCGCUCCAUCCCUGAAUCUGGUGAUCAUGUUGAUGCUGUUGAAAAAGCCAAGCAGCAUUGCAUUGAUAACCGAAUCGAGAAAUUAUUGCAGCCACGAAUUUCAAGCUUUUUUAGAAAGGUAUGAGUUUAGUUUGCGUGGAUAUGAAAUAAAGUACAUAAUGAUUUAGAGCAUGAAACGAGCUUUGUUUUGAUAUGCAUAUCAUAUUUUACCAUAUAUGGGUUCACAUACAUUCAAAUGGGACUUCGGAUAUAAGGACACUUCGCGAAUAAGGACAUUUUUCUGAUGCCCCGCCGAAUGUCGUUAUUCG